Manduca sexta (tobacco hornworm) is the source of this 4502-nucleotide messenger RNA. It is a transcript of the gene EndoA, whose product is annotated as endophilin-A. The transcript is spliced from 12 exons. Gene Ontology annotation, biological process: synaptic vesicle uncoating. The record is from RefSeq and is a predicted model, not a curated record. NCBI's taxonomy places the organism in Eukaryota, Metazoa, Arthropoda, Insecta, Lepidoptera, Sphingidae. The coding region runs from base 261 to 1595 and encodes 444 amino acids. Gene Ontology annotation, cellular component: glutamatergic synapse; cytoplasm; presynapse. Gene Ontology annotation, molecular function: protein binding.
AUUGUUUUGACAUUUAUACGCUACAUAAAAGUUUACGUUCUAUAUCCAUGUAUGCCAACGUUUGGUCGUUGAUUGAGUUGUUAUUUUAUGUGUAUUGAUCUGUGUAAAUUAAAUUUACCUAAGAGUAAACUAAAUUGACAUUAAAAUAUUGUUAUUUGGGGUUACAUCUCGACUAUAACUAGAUUGUCUGCAAUUCCUGAUUGAUUGUACCAUUGAAAACCUCCAGUAAAGAUUGCGUAGUACAAAAUAACUAUUCCAACAUGGCGUUUGCAGGUCUAAAGAAACAGAUAAAUAAAGCAAAUCAGUAUGUCACAGAGAAGAUGGGCGGUGCCGAGGGCACGAAAUUGGAUUUGGACUUUGUGGAAAUGGAAAGAAAAACGGACGUGACAUGCGAACUCGUAGAAGAAUUGCAAACUAAAACAAAAGAGUUUCUCCAACCCAACCCGACGGCGAGAGCUAAGAUGGCAGCUGUUAAAGGCAUCAGUAAACUGAGCGGACAGGCGAAGAGUAACACAUACCCGCAGCCGGAGGGGGUACUCGGCGAUUGCAUGUUACAUUACGGCAAGAAGCUGGGCGAGGAUACUAUAUUCUCACAAUGCCUCAUCGAGAUGGGCGAAGCGUUGAAACAGAUGGCCGACGUAAAGUAUUCUCUAGACGACAAUAUCAAGCAAAGCUUCUUGGAACCUUUGCAUCAUUUGCAGACCAAAGAUUUGAAAGAAGUUAUGCACCACCGAAAGAAAUUACAGGGACGCAGACUGGACUUCGACUGCAAACGACGUAGGCAAGCUAAAGGUGAUUGCCCUGGUAGGGCAAGCCCUUACAUGAGCCCAAGUCACGGUGCUUCUAGACAGGGUGCUCACAUUCCAGAUGAUGAGAUCCGCCAGGCGGAAGAGAAGUUCGCUGAGUCCUUGCAGCUGGCUCAAGUCGGAAUGUUCAACCUGCUUGAUAGUGAUGUAGAGCAAGUGGCGCAGCUGAGUUUCUUCGCGGAGGGUCUGCUCGAGUACCACCAGCAAUGCACGGAGAUCCUGAAAGGACUCGUGUCCACUCUCAUGGAGAAGAAAGAAGAAGCAGUGAGUCGUCCAAAGAUGGAGUUCGUACCGAAGACCCUAGCCGACCUCCACAUCGAGGGCAUCCAUGACUUGAACCAUGGUAGGCGGUACGGUUCCACCCAGAGCCUCUCCCGUCCCCGCCAGCACAUUCCCCCCUCCUCCUCCGUCGGCGACCUCAGCACUACCGACCCGUUCAAGGCGUGGGAGGCACAGAGCAAGCCCCAAACCAGGCCCGCGCCCGGGUUCAAACCCCACCCGGCGCCACGCUCACAGCUCAAUGGAAGGGAUCCGUGGACAGCAUCGCCCCUGCCGUCGCCGGUUAAGUCUCCUGCGCGAACACCGAUGGUGCCAAACAAGGCGCCAUGUUGCACCGCACUCUAUGAUUUCGAACCAGAGAAUCAGGGCGAAUUGGGAUUCAAGGAGAACGACGUGAUCACCCUGAUCAGCAAAGUGGACGAGAACUGGUUCGAGGGCUCUCUGAACGGCAAGUCCGGCUACUUCCCGAUCAGCUACGUGCAAGUGACCGUGCCGUUACCGAACAUGUAAUCCCGCACCACACGUCACUCGACCAUCCCACGGUGUAACACCACUUAUUCAUACACCAAAUGCACUUACGCACAAUCGCAUUAUUGAAAACGAUUGCUGAAUAAUAUAAGACGUAAUACUGUUUUUUGUCUAAGGAUAUUGAUGUCGAUAUAAUUAGUAUUUUGCUUUCGUUAAUGUUAAUUAUUGUGACUUGAAUUCUGACUUGUUUUAUCUAAGACAUCGUACAGUGCUCAAUAUGAUUCGAACAUAAAUACAGUAGUGUUACACCCUCCCAUCCAAAACAUCUCGUAUGUGUUACGCAGUAUUAUGUAGAAGUUUAUGUGUUUGAAUCUAUUACUGUGUCAAAAGCUCAAUGUAAGAGUAAUAAUAAAUAUUUUUAUCCCUUUAUCCGUAACUUAAAAAUUAUAAAAUGAAUUUAUUAUGAAUACAGAUUUCGAUAUUUUAUAAAUCGUCUUCCGAUUUAUUUUAAAUACUCAAUUUUUUCUCGCAGCAUGGACGUUGUUUUUGUACAACUUUAUAUUAGUGAGUUCGUUAUUUUUAUACCAAAGACGGCAACACAUACACAUACAAGGCAUGAAUUAAAAAUGAUUAUAUCGAUUUUAAUUGUAUUUUUUUAAUUAAUUUCGGUAAUAUCAUCUGUGCUGCGAUUUUUAUUCGCAUAUUCUAUAAGUUUCAUGAAAUUAUAGUUUUUAUUCUAUUAAUGCGGAAAGACAUAAUUUUAGAAUUAUUUGAUAGAUUUAUUAUUGUAAAUCAAGUUGCCAUUUUACAUUAUGACUAAUUUAGAAAGUUAUGAAUUGGGUUAGUUGGGAGCAAAUAGCUAUUAAUUUUGUAUUAAUUUAGUUAGUAUUGGUUUAGCAUUUUAUGACACACCACUUCUCCAGUUACCCGAGAAACGACGUGUGACGCAUACGUGACGUCUGACGUCUAAACGCGUCACUGAAUUGUAUUUAGAUACAAGAGUUUGCGCUUGUUCGCGUCGCUUCAAACACGCGUGUGAUGAGGUACUAGAGAGGUCAACUAGAUCUCUCCAAUUACAGACCUAUGUAAAAUUUCUAAAUGUGGAAACUUGCAAGUAACGGUCCAUUAGCCUACAAAAUACAUACAUCAAUUGACAUGUAUAAAAUGUUAAAUCUUUUAUAUCUGCUUAAAUAUAGUUGAUUAGAGAUUACUGCAUAUGCACAAUAAACGAAAUCAUUAAUGAUUCUGAUGACUAAUUGCCUUUACGUACAGACAUUAGUCUACUAUUAAAAAUUAGUCGUCAUAUAUUUACAAAUUUAUUGUAUAAUAUCCAUCAAUGAUUACACAAUUAAAUUAUUAAUGUUUGCUUGGUUUUGCCGUGUUUACAUACUUAUUAAGCAAGUUUUCACGAUUAGAAAAAGUAAAAUGAAGAAACGCUACUACUAGGAUCGCAUAAGAGGAUCGGUGUCUCCAGGCAGCGUUACAGUGAAGUGAUAUUUUGAACCAAGUGUGUAUAUUAGUUAAUUGCAUAUAUAUUUUUCUAGAUAUUCUGCAAUGUGUAUAGUUAUUUCUGUAUUGUAUGUGUUGAUUCGAUCGUUUAUCACCCCCAAUCAAAAGGGACAAGACAUAAUAUUUAUUAGGAUUACGAUGUAACUAGUUAAAGUAUGAGAUUAGAUUUUAUAGUUAUAUCUUGCGGGUAAUAAUUUAUCUGAAUGGUGAAUGUAUACAAUGUAACGUAUAUUAUCCGUAUAUAGUUUGGUGGUUAAAGGUGUCAGAAUUGUUAAAAUCUUGCCAGGACACGUGGCGUCUCUGUUUGAUGUAUAUGGCAGGUUAAUAGUAUUCGUAUUGUAAUGUCAUUUUGAUAACCGUAAUUAUAAUGUUUUCCGUACAGCUAUCCGUGUUGAAAUUUACAAUAGGUAAAAUAUGUUUAUUUCCAUAAUUAUGUUAAGUAUUCAUGUUUUUGCAUAAUAAUAAUUAAGUUAUUUACCGAGACCUUGCAUUUUAUAUUUCAAUGCAUGAUUUAUACCAAAAAUAUGAAUUCGUUGUAAUAACAAAGGCCUCCGUUUGUUAGUAAUCAUUUUGUGUGUACUCAAAUGUGCACUCGGUAGCUAAGAUUUGAAUCGUCGUCAUGUUUCAUGUGGUCUAAUAUUGAUGUUGCAGUAAUUAUGAACAUUAUUUCAUAUAAAAUCAUCGCAUCUUCGUCUUAAUGUAAACGGACCCCAUUGUAUCACGUUUCUGGCAUACAAAAGACAAUACCUAGAUCUAAUGUUAGUUGUAUGUAAGUUCAUAAAUUAAUUGUUCUAUCUUCAAGUGUCUCUUAAUGUAAGUAUUUUGAGAAAAUAAUCCUAAAUGUUACGAUGGUGUAUAGUUCAAUGUGGUGCGUUCUCACUUCUGCAGUACGGACUCGCGCCGUCGAGGAACACUCCACACCUCACUGUGCACGUUCAUUCUAAAUCGAUCGUGAACAAUGUGUAUCGUUGGAUUUUACUGUUGUUGUGUUUAAUUCUAAUUGCUUCAUAUAUCUGUAAUAUCUUGUUGGAAGAGUGGAGCCCGUCUAUUAGUGACUUCUUGAAUGUUAACGUUGCUUUACUAUGUGUAAAUGGUUAUUGAGGAGAGCAAUUUGCUUGUUCAAACAUUAUCGAGACGUUACUCCUAGAGGCGUCAAGAGACAAGCGAAGCUAAUUAAAGUUGUAUAACACGCCAGUGUAGUAUAUACCUUAUUGAUACUAAGAUAUAAUGAAUGUAUUGGCUCUGAUAAUGUUUACUGAUGGUGCGAAUACAUGUCGGUUACAACGUAUUUCUCGUUCAUGUUACUGUAAUCUUAAAUACUGUAAUUUCAUAGAUUAACUUGACGAUUUACCAAAUGUAAUGCAAAUAUUAUUGAUUUGUAUUAAAAUUUAUCCCAAAACUUAUUGCUCGUUUUCGCCUCCUAAUAAAAUGUUAAUUAAA